Molecule: messenger RNA, 1999 nt
Organism: Magallana angulata
Lineage: Eukaryota; Metazoa; Mollusca; Bivalvia; Ostreida; Ostreidae
Exons: 4
Coding region: 48-1664 (538 amino acids)
Molecular function (GO): 2-oxoglutarate-dependent dioxygenase activity
Source: RefSeq, a predicted model, not a curated record
UAAGCAUAACAGUCAGCUUUCCGGUUAGAGUUUUGAGAUUUUGAAAAAUGAGAUCGGAGAAGGUUUAUUUCAAAAUCAAAAACUUAGCAUUUCUUGGAGCGUUGAACUGGUGUAUUAUCUGUUGUGCCUCUGCACUGUCGAGUUGUCUGUCACUAGAUGAUGUGCUGACAAGAUCAAGGUCUUCGUGUGUAGUAGCAUUAGUAACGAAGAAUUGCAUUGCAGACCAAGAUGUUGAUAAUUAUGGUUAUGUACAACUAAGAAAUUUGUUUCAGCAUAAAAAUUUAGGGAUUGUGGUAGACUUUGUUCACAUUGAUAGCAAGUGGCCAAACGGAGAACCGCUUCGUAAGGGAAAUGUUGAGGUUGGAAACAUUGUCUUGUUUCGAAAAGUAAAAAAAGAUCGGACUUGCCUAUUGCCUUCAACUCGCAAGCAAAGCAUAGCCCCAGUCAUUUUGAAUGGAAUUAAUGAUCUAGCAACACUGGUUGACUUUGUAAAUGAUGGAUGCGAGACUUAUUUCUCGACCUCAGGUGGUCCAUCAGUUAAAGGACUGCACAGAAAUGAAAUCCUUAAAACCUUGUUCCAUGUUAAAAAUAUAUCCAAUAUACAAUCAAGAAAAGUUUUCCCAACACAAUCACCCCAGUUUUGUGAAGUAAAAGAUCAAUCCUGUUCAGACACAAAUCACAUGUUGCAUUCAAAUCCAUCAAAACUUCCAGAAUGUGAAAAAAUAGACCUUCCUUCAAAGAACUCAUAUUUUCAUAAUUAUGUAAAGACAUCUAAGCCAGUAAUAUUUAAGAAUGUGUUGAGAUACUGGCCAGCAUUCUCGAAGUGGACAAACAGCUAUUUAAGAGAAAAAUAUGGGAAAAAUAACAUCCACAUAAAAUUAACACCUUUAGGAGAGUAUGAAGGAGUUGAACCAAGAAACAUGUGGGAAAAUCAUGAAAAGUUUAAAAUUCCACAGUUUGUCCUUAAUCAAUUGGCCUUUCCAGAUUUGGUUGUUGUAAGGCCUGCUACAAAAAAUCUUAAUUUUUCAAGUUUUAUGGACAUUGUGGAAAAGGUUUCAAAUGGAUCUAUCAAAGAUAUGUCAGCAUACUUGGAGUAUUCCUCAAUACCUGACCAUUUACCUGAGCUCGAAGAUGAUAUUCAAGAGGAUUUGUUUUUUCAGGGUCUCUUAAAGAGGGACCAUUUAAAUAUUUGGCUAAGUGACGGAAGAACUUUAGGAAAGUUGCAUUUUGAUCAAUAUGACAAUUUGCUCUGCCAGAUCAGUGGAAAGAAACAAGUGAUGUUGUUUGAUCCACACAACAACCACCAGAUGUAUGAGGGACACAUUCCAGAGGCUACCCUGUCUUACAACCAAACUUCUAACACAUUCCAUCGCCGCCAUCUACUGGAAAGUACAUCCAUGGUUAUGUCCCCUGUCGACAUACUCAAGCCAGAUUAUUCUCGGUUCCCACUCUUUGGAGACACCUACCCCUUGAACUGUACCCUGGAAGAGGGUGAUGUUCUGUACUUACCCUCUUUCUGGUGGCACGAAGUCCAGUCAUUUCCCAAUGUAACAGCAGGGAGAAAUCUGGCCAUCAACUUUUGGUAUGAUCCUUUCCUAAUUAAAGAAUUUCCAUGUGCUGAGUGCAAGCUGGAUGUUAAUCCAAAAUACAGACACUUAUUAUGAUGUUACAGAAAUACAGACACUUAUUAUGAUAUUAAUCCGAAAUACAGACACUUAUUAUGAUGUUAUAGAAAUACGGACACUUCUUAUGAUGUUACAGAAAUACAGACACUUAUUAUGAUGAUAAUCCGAAGUACAGACACUUAUUUUGAUGUUAUAGAAAUACAGACACUUCUUAUGAUAUUACAGAAAUACAGACACUUAUUAUGUUGUUACGGAAAUAUAAAAAUAAAUUAAAACAGUGAGCAAGGUGUUUUUCAUAUACUAGAAAUUUAAUCUGAAGUACAUGUACCACAUGACUGGAUGUCUCGCUCUACCUGUUUUGAAAUCAUUUUGAU